AAAAACUAGUUAGUUGUGUUGGAGUCUUCGAGGCUGCCAGAUGUGUGUCAGGAAGGGAGUCUGUGUGGUACCCGUGUGUGGGCGGAACACUUCACGGUGAACCUUUUACAUCUCCGAAGCAAAGUGUUAAAUUGGCCGAUAUGCUAUUUAUCAAUGUCACAUGUUUUCAAAGCGACAGAAAUUGCACGCUGAGAAAUCUGUAGCUGCUUCAAGUCAGUAUGUAAGAAACUUGAUACAGCAACGCAGACGUAAAAGAGUGACCGAGAUGUUACACUGUACCAAAUUUCAAUACAGUAACCACGUAAACAAGUGAACAACUGUUUCGAUGAACGCGUGUCUGUGGGGGUAGGUCAUCUUUUAGUUUUUCAUUUUUCGAGGAUUAAAUUAUUGUACUUUUGGUUCCGUCUAUUGUAAUUUAAUUAUUAUAUAUUCUAAAAUAAAACAUUUCGUUGUCGGGUGUGAGUGUUUUAGAUUCUUCUAGAUACCUGAAUCUAUUUAAGGCUGCCUGAGAGCUCGGUUCCAAGAAAACCAAUAAAAUAGAAUUUAAGAGCCACACUCGACAUUUCUCAGACCCAUCGUAAUCGCUUGUGGUUUGCCAAACAGAAAUAAUAAAAGCAAACAGAGGGCCGUGUGAUUCAUAGAAGUUACUCAGAUUUGACUGUGCAAAAUAACUUCAACAAAGAAUAUAAUUACGUUCUGCUUAUAUUUAUAAUUAUGACAUAAAACUUCUCAAAACACGGGAUUCUUUUUAGUGUUUUUGAAUACCUGAAUUAGUUGACGUCUUUUGUUCUCCGUGUUCUUUGUCAUUCUGUUUCGUACAUCGACACCGAUUCGCUGUAUCUUUUCCACGAGAUGUUUCAAAGUGGUCGUACCUAGUGCGUGGCCCGAAAGUAGGGCGCCGUGGUAUGAGUGAGGAUCUGGCUGUGUCAUGAGACAUGAUACCAAAUAUUACGAAGACGACGGCAGCAAACGAGCUGCUUGGUUUCUGGUACACCCCUCGUCCGUGGUUCAUAAUACUCCUUCUGGUGGUCAUCAACCCAGUACUCAGCGGGUAUUCUUGGGGUUAUCCGAGCCGAGACUGGAGACACCCGGAUGACGACAAAGGGGUACCAGAAUUCGAAGUAACGACGCCCAGCAUCACGGCCCUGGUCGGACAACCAGUGUACCUUCCUUGCAGGGUGAGAAAUCUAGGGGACAGAGUGGUGUCGUGGAUACGAUCACGUGACCUGCACAUCCUGACGUCAGGCACUCUGACCUACACAUCGGAUUCUAGGUUUGAAGUGCUACACGUCCCGGGAUCAGAAGUAUGGACCCUGCGCAUCAUGAGUGCGCAGCCUCGUGAUCAAGGUCGUUACGAAUGUCAGGUGAACACCGAUCCAAAAAUCAACUUCGCAGUCCGACUCACCGUCAAAGAGACGGAUAUGAGGGAUUCCCCGUGGGAGGUGUCACCCACAGACUCUGGCUCAGAACAUGUGACAGCAGCAGCAAGCAUUAUGGGACCGCGGGAGCAGUAUGUCCACCAGGGGAGUACGGUCACCUUUACGUGCGUGGUAUCUGCACCCUAUUCUCUGGGUACUAGACCUCCACGCGUCGUAGACUGGUUCCACUCUGGCCGCCUCGUCUCAAUACAGGCAGACAGAGGAGGAAUCAGCAUUGAUACGGAAAAGACGGACUUCCAGACAACGAGCAAGCUGACGGUGGCAGGAGUAUUGCACGUGGACGCCGGAAACUACACGUGCAUACCAUCAGAUACGCGACCGGCGACCGUGGCCCUCAUCGUACUAGAAGGCGAGCAUACAGAGGCGAUGCAGAGAGACGCGGUUCACUCCCAGGCUUCUUGCAUCUCAAGGCUUCAACACGAGAUACUACUUUUCCUUUUCCUUAAUGCUAUGCAACUUGCAGCCACCAGAUGAAGAAAGUUUUGAAGUAACUUUACGAAAGACAUGACUUUCCUAUACGGGUUAAUUUCAUUUCACAUUUCGAUAAAAUAUUUAUAAUCACAGUAAAAUCUAUUCCAUAAAGCACUGAAACUGUUGUUAUGAAAUAUAAUUUUUUUAACUUAUUUUUCCGUUAAGUCAUGUUCUCUGUAUGGAUAAGAUCGAACAUUUUAAUAUUAUCCAAAAGCGGCAGAAACGAGUUACCGUAUUAGUACACCUAUUAAAUAUAUAAAAUCCUGGACAUGUAAGAUUUCCCUGACGUAAUACUUUCAUCCGAUAUCUAAAGCAAGGAAUAAAAGCCAACUACGAAAAUAAAAUAUCUUGCUUUAACAUUAAUUCUUUUCUAGAGCUCUCUCAAUGUGUGCUGAAACAUAGAAUAUGUAAAUGUUUUAAACGAAGCUUAUAAUUUAACACAGAUCUGACAAAUAUAUUCUCAUGUCUGUCAUAUUCCUUUUUCUGUGUAUGAAGUGAAUGCUCGCCUUCAUAACAUAGUGUUCAAGUGUUUUGUGUUAUUGAAUCGUGUAUUCAUGCGUCUGUAAACAAGUGUCCUGAAGGAACAGGGCUCAACUAUGACGACGCAGAUAUCAAAUCUUUCCGAGACGUCAGUAAAAAUCCACAAGACUACGGGAGUGCAAUCGUCUAAUCGUGUAACUAAAAAUUUAAUUAUAAACUUGUGUUCGAAUUUGUUGAAUUGCAAAUAUUUAUCGGGGAUUUUAAAAAUACAUAAGUUGAAGUACUGUACAUAUGUUCAACGCCGUUCCCAGGAUGACCUAUUAAGUUAUAAUAGGAUGAAACCUUGGGGAAACCUGUCUAAGAAUUAGUUUUCGUCUCAAUGGGGCUUGGUCUAUAAAUAUUAAGGAGAAAAUUUACUAGCCUCAAACUAAUAACACUCAAGUCACUUUUGUUUUAACAAUUAUUUCCAUUCCUCGACGUUAGCAGAAUAAAUAUUUACGCAAAAUAAAAUA
Zootermopsis nevadensis is the source of this 2902-nucleotide messenger RNA. Its product is annotated as peroxidasin homolog. Gene Ontology annotation, biological process: synapse organization. Lineage: Eukaryota; Metazoa; Arthropoda; Insecta; Blattodea; Termopsidae. Gene Ontology annotation, cellular component: neuron projection membrane. The record is from RefSeq and is a predicted model, not a curated record.